Messenger RNA from Nestor notabilis (Kea), 1066 nucleotides. RefSeq names its product lysophosphatidic acid receptor 2 (gene LPAR2). Bases 32 to 1066 code for a protein of 344 amino acids. Gene Ontology annotation, molecular function: lysophosphatidic acid receptor activity. Gene Ontology annotation, cellular component: membrane. The transcript has 3 exons. Gene Ontology annotation, biological process: G protein-coupled receptor signaling pathway. Lineage: Eukaryota; Metazoa; Chordata; Aves; Psittaciformes; Psittacidae. The record is from RefSeq and is a predicted model, not a curated record.
UGCGGUUGGGUGUGCUUUCAGGCCAGCAGCAAUGAAGCAGUGCUUUUACAAUGAGACUGUGGGGUUCUUCUACAACAACAGCCGCAAAGAGCUGACCACGUACUGGAGGACAAAGGAUGUCCUGGUGGUUGCCCUCGGCCUGACGGUGAGUGUCAUUGUGCUCCUGACCAACCUGCUGGUCAUCACCGCUAUCAUCAUCAACCGCCGCUUCCACUACCCCAUCUACUACCUGCUAGGGAACUUGGCAGCUGCAGACCUCUUUGCUGGCAUCGCUUACAUGUUCCUCAUGUUCCACACGGGGCCCAGGACAGCAGAGCUCUCCCUGAAGACCUGGUUCAUCCGUCAGAGCCUGCUGGACACCAGUUUGACAGCCUCUGUGGUGAACCUGCUUGCAAUCGCUGUGGAAAGGCACCAGACUGUGUUCACUAUGCAGUUACACAGCAAAAUGUCCAACCAGCGUGUGAUGAUCCUCAUCUUCUGUAUCUGGGUCACAGCCCUGCUCCUAGGGCUCAUCCCGUCCUAUGGCUGGCACUGCCUCUGUGCACUGGACAAGUGCUCCAGCAUGGCACCGCUCUACAGCAGGAGCUACCUGACCUUCUGGGCCAUCUCCAACCUGGUCAUCUUCCUGAUCAUGGUGGUUGUGUACACGCACAUCUUCAUCUAUGUCAAAAGGAAGAUGACCCGGAUGUCCAAGCACACGAGCUUCCACCCGCGCUACAAGGAGACCAUGAUCAGCCUGGUCAAGACGGUCACUAUCAUCCUAAGUGCUUUUGUUAUCUGCUGGACUCCAGGACAAGUUGUGCUCCUCCUGGAUGGCCUGGGCUGCAAGAGCUGCAACGUUCUAGCAGUGGAGAAGUAUGUCCUGCUGCUGGCAGAGAUCAACUCCUUGAUAAAUGCCAUCGUCUACUCCUACAGGGACAGUGAGAUGAGAAGCACCUUCCGGAGGAUCCUCUGCUUUGUGUGUUACAGGAAUUCCAAAUACACCCCCACGGUGGUGAAGUUGAACACCACAGACCGUAGGACACUGUCUCAGAACGGGCACUUCACGGUGGAUUCCUCUAUUUAG